AUGUUUUCUAAAAAAAACUCUGCAAUAUCUCAACUUCAGUAUGAAAAUACAAAUGCUAAUAACAACAAAGGCAAAAGACCUCUUAAUGACUCUGAAAAUUACAAAAACAAGGGUACAACUAAAAAACUAAAAUCCACAAAUUUUUUUAGAAAUCUUAGUAAUUAUCUUAACAAUAACAAAGAGAAUGCCCCUAAAACAAUAUAUAGUAACAAAGCAACCUACAACAAGGCAAGAAAUAGUAAUACAAGCAAUACAAGCCUACAGAACUAUAAUAUAGAUAAUUCAAGUAUACUUACUCAAACAGCAAGUAAUAACUUUUACAAACUAGACAAAAAAGGCAAAGAUAAAGCUAAGCCACAUCUAGACAACAAGAUACUCUAUAUGAGAUUUUGGAAAAACUAUCCAAAAUCAAAAAAGACUAUGAGACAAUUUUGCUAA
Molecule: messenger RNA, 438 nt
Organism: Dentiscutata heterogama
Lineage: Eukaryota; Fungi; Glomeromycota; Glomeromycetes; Diversisporales; Gigasporaceae
Source: the annotation of a GenBank genome assembly